AAACCAUAUUCGCUUCUCUCUCUCUCUCACACGCUCUCUACUUGUUUUGUUUAACUUUUCUCUCUCUAACCCCAAACCUCAACCAGUUCACGAUCUCUCUGAUUUCAUUUUCUGAGCGAUCAAUUACAUAAGAAAGAAAAGAGAAUCAGAGGCUUCAAGCACCAUGUCGAUGUCCGAUUCCGAUUCGACGUCGUCUUAUGGCUCCGACUACAAGAAUUUCAGACAAUCCAGCCGCGAGCGAUUAUUGCAUGAAAUGCUUCGGUCAUCCAAAACAGGGGAUUCAAAAUCAACUUGGAAGGUACUUAUCAUGGACAAACUUACUGUUAAGGUAAUGUCUUACUCGUGCAAGAUGGCUGAUAUCACAGACGAAGGUGUUUCAUUGGUAGAAGACAUAUACAGGAGAAGGCAGCCAUUACCAUCCAUGGAUGCUAUAUACUUCAUCCAGCCAUCUAGAGAGAAUGUUAUAAUGCUCCUGUCAGACAUGGCGGGGAAAGCACCAUUAUACAGGAAGGCAUUUAUUUUCUUCAGUUCACCUAUAUCAAGAGAACUGGUUAAUCACAUCAAGAAGGAUACAACUAUUUUACCUCGAAUUGUUGCACUGAAAGAGAUGAAUUUGGAGUACUUUGCUAUAGACAGCCAGGGUUUUAUCACCAAUAAUGAGAGGGCUUUAGAGGAACUUUUGGGGGAUGAGGACAAUACUCGCAAAGGUGUUAUGUGUUUGAAUGUGAUGGCUACCCGAAUUGCUACAGUUUUUGCUUCACUAAGGGAAUUUCCUAUGGUACGCUACCGUGCUGCUAAGUCCUUAGAUGCAACUACAAUGACAACUUUCCGUGAUCUAAUUCCUACAAAGCUCGCUGCUGGAGUCUGGGACUGUAUUAUGAAAUAUAAAUCACUUCCUGGCUUUCCUAAGACAGAAACAUGCGAGUUGCUAAUACUUGACAGAUCUGUAGAUCAGAUUGCUCCUAUCAUACAUGAAUGGACAUAUGACGCCAUUUGCCAUGAUUUACUGAAUUUGGAGGGAAAUAAAUAUGUGCAAGAGGUUCCUGGCAAAACUGGUGGUCCACCUGAGAAAAAAGAGGUUCUUUUGGAGGAUCAUGAUCCUGUCUGGCUUGAGCUUCGACAUGCACAUAUAGCAGAUGCUAGUGAGCGGUUGCAUGAGAAGAUGACCAACUUCAUUUCAAAGAAUAAAGCUGCGCAAAUGCAACAUGGUUCAAGGGAUGGAGGUGAGCUAUCUACACGGGAUUUGCAAAAGAUGGUUCAAGCACUACCACAGUAUAGUGAACAAAUUGACAAGCUCUCCCUCCAUGUAGAGAUUGCCGGAAAAAUUAACGGAACUAUUAGGGAACUGGGGCUUCGAGAACUUGGGCAGCUGGAACAGGAUUUAGUUUUCGGAGAUGCUGGAAUGAAAGAUGUAAUCAAAUUCUUGACCACAAAAGAGGAUACAACUCGUGAAAAUAAGUUGCGCUUGCUGAUGAUCCUUGCAGCCAUUUAUCCUGACAAAUUUGAGGGUGAGAAGGGUCUCAACAUAAUGAAGUUAGCAAAAUUGCCACCUGAGGAUAUGAACGCUGUUCAUAAUUUGAGGUUGCUUGGGGGAUCCUCUGAUACCAAAAAAAGCUCAACUGGAACUUUCACUUUGAAGUUUGAUAUGCAUAAGAAAAAGCGUGGCGCUAGAAAAGACCGUACUGGUGAAGAAGAAACAUGGCAGCUAUCACGUUUUUACCCCAUGAUUGAGGAACUUAUUGAAAAACUUCACAAAGGUGAACUCUCAAAAGAUGAUUAUCCAUGUCUGAAUGACCCGAGUCAAACUUUUCAUGGGACGUCUCAGACUGCUGCAGUAAAUCAUGCUCCAGCUGCUAAUCCAGCUCAAUCAAAGCGGACACAUAAAUGGGCUCGGCCUCGGAACUCUGAUGAUGGGUAUUCAAGUGAUUCAAUUCUAAGACAUGCAUCUAGUGAUUUUAAGAAGAUGGGCCAACGGAUUUUUGUAUUCAUCAUUGGUGGAGCUACUAGAUCUGAGCUUAGAGUUUGUCACAAGCUUACAACUAAAUUGAAGAGGGAAGUUGUUCUGGGCUCAUCGAGUAUUGAUGAUCCUCCACAAUUUAUUACGAAAUUGAAGAUGCUGACAGCACACGAGCUUUCAAUAGAUGAUCUCCAGAUCUAAACAUGGGGGUGGCUUUAGGAGGCCCAGUGUUUUCUAUGCUCCAGUCCCCAAUCCAAUUUGUAACCAUAGAUAACAUCAUUUCAUUGUAUCCAUUUUUUAACAUUCAAUAUAGAACCUUUUCAUUUGGCAAUGGCAGUGGUUCUGUAUCUUUGCAUAUUUCAGAUGAGCAUCUCCCUGGCCUAGCCUCUUGCUUUUUGGCUUUGUAGUGUAAUUGACAUGGUGUUGCCAUUACAGGUGUGUAUAAUAUACUAAAUCAUAGAAAAUGACCAAGAAUUUUGUAACAGAUAAA
This is a messenger RNA of Quercus robur (English oak), 2447 nucleotides long. Its product is annotated as SNARE-interacting protein KEULE. Lineage: Eukaryota; Viridiplantae; Streptophyta; Magnoliopsida; Fagales; Fagaceae. The coding region runs from base 164 to 2158 and encodes 664 amino acids. The transcript has 21 exons. Gene Ontology annotation, cellular component: secretory granule; plasma membrane. Gene Ontology annotation, biological process: intracellular protein transport; vesicle-mediated transport. Gene Ontology annotation, molecular function: syntaxin binding. The record is from RefSeq and is a predicted model, not a curated record.